CCCGCCCUCUGUUGUGGCUUUCCCACUUUAGACAACAACUCGAGGAACAGAGAUACAGAGAAAGAGAGAGACAAACAGUUGAAUCUGACCAGGAGAGAGCGGAGGAUAGAAAUCGCACAGGAAGGCAGGUAAAGGCCUGACAGGCAGCGAGCAAGCAGGCUGCUGGGCAUUUCCAUGUAUAGACUGCUGACUGCUGUUGCUGCUGUUCCCAGCCUCCUGAGAGAUCGACCAGACCCCCACCACCACCACCAACAACACCACCUCCACCUCUUAGCUGCUCAACUGUUUUCAAGUGCUGCAGCAUUAAAAGUGCUGCAGUUUCACUUACUUUAGCCACUGUCUCUCUCUCUUCAGUCAAUGCUGGGAUUUGAUCAGCACAGACUGCAGAUAUCCAACACUUUUUUUAAAAAAUUCAAGAUACUGGCUGCACCUUCUGAUUCACAAUAUGCAGAGGAGUCCUCAGCACCAUCACAAAGGCGAAGGUGGCUUGUCUAAUAGCUUCGAAGCCCUUGGAUGCCACGAGCAGCUGCAUCCCAAGGACGGCCAGAGCUCUGAAGACCCCAGAGAGUACUGUUAUGGCGGGUACCACCCUGUUCGGAUAGGGGACACCUUCAACAGACGAUACCAGGUGGUCUCUAAACUCGGCUGGGGCUAUUUCUCUACUGUCUGGCUCUGCGUGGACCUCAGGCUCGGUCGACACGUCGCUGUGAAGGUCCUGAAGAGCGGAGCUGGCUUCGCCCAGGCUGGACAGGAUGAACUGACUCUCCUCAAAUGUGCCAGCGGUCCUGUCGGGCGUCACCCUUCCAGCCAAAGGAUCGUUCAGCUGCUUGAUGAGUUCAAGCUGGCCGGGGUCAACGGGGUCCACAUGUGCCUGGUGCUGGAGCUGCUGGGGCCGGACCUGAGAAGCUUGCAGCUCUGUUUCGGGACUCCGGGACUGUUGCAGCCGUGGGUCAAACAAAUACUUACUCAGGUUCUCCAGGGCCUGGACUACCUUCACACUCAGUGUAAAAUCAUCCACACAGACAUCAAGCCAGAGAACAUCCUGCUGUGUCUGGAGGAGCAGUCCCACAAAGCAGCAGCGGGGGGCAGCAGCUCCUCCUCUAUACUGAUUGGGAAAGAAGCCAAGUCUACAGAAAGGAAGCAGGUAAACCCUGACAGUUUGAAGGAGAUUACAGUGAAGAUUGCUGACUUGGGAAGCUCCUGCUGGGUGUACAAGCAUUUCUGUGAGGAGAUCCAGACCCGUCAGUAUCGCUCGCUAGAGGUUUUGCUGGGAUCCGAGUACGGCCCGCCUGCUGACAUCUGGAGUGUCGCCUGCAUGGCCUUUGAGUUGGUCACUGGAGACUCGCUGUUCGAACCCAAAGCCAGCGAUUCUAUUUCCCUGGAGGAAGACCACAUCGCCCAGAUCAUGCAGCUGUUUGGUAAAAUCCCAGCAGCUGUUGCCUUGUCGGGUAAAUACUCAGCAGAGUACUUCAGCCGCAGAGGGGACCUGCGUCGUGUUGGUCCACUAAAGCUCUGGAGCCUCUAUGACGUUCUGGUGGAGAAAUACCACUUUCUGUUGGAAGAGGCCUCUGGAUUCUCAGACUUCCUUCUUCGCAUGUUGGAUUAUUACCCGGGACGGAGGGCCACCGCUGCACAGUGCCUUCGCCACCCUUGGCUGACCUCAUGUUAGCCUCCUAAAAGCCCUACAGCCUUCAGCGGUCCUCACAGCCAGAUACUUUCAGCAGCUCUAACUCUCAUAUUUAGGGCAUCUUUGAAAUUCAAGGGAACUCCUGUAGGAUGUGACGUUAUGCUCAUUCAGCAUCAGACAGACAAUGAGAUGAUCUUCUCCAUUGGAGCCCUGUUAAGCACUUUAAGCUUUUUUUUUUUCUUACAUUAGAUUUUUUUUCUUUUUUUUCUGGAGUUUGAUUGCCAGACCUUAGAAGCCUUUAAGAUUCUGUGUUGUCUCUUCCUACAGGCCGGACACUGCUAGCCGGUGUGAAGCUGAUGCAGCGCUAUAGUGCAGCUAUUAUUCAGUAAAUUUGAAUGUUGCUUCGUGUCAAUAAUUUGUUGAUGUUUCAUAGCGAACAGAUUUUUUAGUUUCUUUUUUGUACAAUAAAAAUGAACAGCUUUAAAGAUUAAAAUCAUAUUAAAGCAGUGCAAAUGUAAGGCAACUUGUAUUUUUUUAUAUAUAUAUCUCUAAAAUGGUCUGAUUAAUCCCCAGUUCAUUCUGCAGCAUGACAGCAACCUCAUACAGCCACGGCCCCACUGUGGGAUUACAUGAAGCGAGAGAAGACACUGACACAGAUUAAAUCCACUAAAGAACUGUGGCGGGUUCUCCAAGAUGCUCAGAGACGCGUACAGUAAAACACUGCAGAUGGCUGAGCAGGAUAUUAUACAGUGACUUCAUGGUUGGGGAAGCAUCUUGGAGAAAUGCAUGCAUGUGCACAUAAUAGAACUGCUGUUAAGGCACUUUGUACAGCAGUAAUUGAUAAAUUGAGGCCAUUCAUGACACUGUUUGUUGAAGAAUCCUCACUUUUAGUGUUUAAGCCACGGUGCUGAAUUGUAUCCUUAGAUAUUCAGUGUGGAUGUAGCAAAACUCCUGUUGUUAAAUUUGCUUUCCCUAACAUUUAUUUUUUGAGAAAAAUAAAGCUUCUCUUUCCAUUUUGAAAA
This is a messenger RNA of Stegastes partitus (bicolor damselfish), 2649 nucleotides long. Its product is annotated as SRSF protein kinase 3. Gene Ontology annotation, cellular component: nucleus; cytoplasm. Gene Ontology annotation, biological process: intracellular signal transduction; spliceosomal complex assembly; peptidyl-serine phosphorylation. Bases 446 to 1669 code for a protein of 407 amino acids. The transcript has 12 exons. Gene Ontology annotation, molecular function: ATP binding; protein serine/threonine kinase activity. The record is from RefSeq and is a predicted model, not a curated record. NCBI's taxonomy places the organism in Eukaryota, Metazoa, Chordata, Actinopteri, Pomacentridae.